Messenger RNA from Penicillium maclennaniae, 351 nucleotides. Its product is annotated as copper metallochaperone COX17. Lineage: Eukaryota; Fungi; Ascomycota; Eurotiomycetes; Eurotiales; Aspergillaceae. The coding region runs from base 1 to 351 and encodes 116 amino acids. The transcript is spliced from 2 exons. Gene Ontology annotation, cellular component: mitochondrial intermembrane space. The record is from RefSeq and is a predicted model, not a curated record. Gene Ontology annotation, molecular function: copper ion binding; copper chaperone activity. Gene Ontology annotation, biological process: mitochondrial respiratory chain complex IV assembly.
AUGUCGUGGCUCUUUGGUUCCUCCGGUACGUUCAUUCCAUCGUUCUUUGCGAUCCACAUUUCCGCCGUCCCAGAUGCCUGCACAUUGCGCAACGACUACACUACGAGCCUGGGAAGGUAUCGACCUGUCGCUAAUACUUCAGAUACAGAAAAGAACGCGCCGGCCCCUGCCGAGUCCAAGACCCAGCCCACGCAAACCGAGAAGCCCAAGCCCUGCUGCGUUUGCAAAGAGGAGAAGGCCGCCCGUGAUGACUGCAUGCUAUUUUCCAAGUCCGACGACCCCCAGAAGGAGUGCCAGUCGAUGGUUGAAAAGUACAAGACCUGCAUGGCCGGCUUCGGCUUCAAGGUCUAG